CGUCUCCCUCUUGACUCUCGCGUGUCUUGGAUAUAUCCUGCCAUGGGCGGAAGUGUCUGGGAUUCUGCUCUGCUCUUCAAAUUGGGCGUUUGCGGAGGGAGACGGGGCGAACACGACGUCGAGCUGCGUUGAGCGCGACCCGGUCUGCACUCGGUCCUCCGACUCCACCCAGCGUCGCUGUGCAUGGUUUAGUGGAGCGCUGUAUCGGCACGGGACAUGCGCAGUCAGGUUCGGCUUGAACUACAACAGACGUGCGCAAUUACUGACGAACGAGCGCGAGGGCAGAUGAGUGUGUGGCGGUAGUACGGAUGCGUGUUUAUUUCUCAUGGACGUGUUUUGUUCUAGCUCUGCGCAAUCAACGUGAACGUCUGCCUGGACACGGUGGAGGAUUAAGUUACUGCUGCUGGCCGAGGAUUAUUUUGUAUUGGCCUCCUGUCACGCCCGAGUCUUUUGGGAUCCUUUUCUUCCAUUUAGGAGAAGUCGAAAACCAGACAUGUCUUUCCGGCGCGGUGUCGUCAGGCAGAGCAAGUUCCGCCACGUCUUUGCCCAGGCGUGGAAAGCCGAGCACUGCAUCGACGACGUGAGGGUGUCCCGCGUGACGUGGGACACCGGCCUCUGUGCGGUCAACCCCAAAUUCAUCGCCGUUAUCAUCGAAUCCAGCGGAGGAGGGGCCUUCCUCGUCGUUCCCAUCAGCAAGAGCGGCAGAAUCGACCAGGCGUGUCCCACGGUGUGCGGCCAUGCCGGGCCGGUGCUGGACAUCCAGUGGUCUCCUCACGACGACAACAUCAUUGCGAGUGCCUCGGAGGACUGCACCGUCAAGGUGUGGCAGAUCCCCGACGGGGGCCUGACGAGCCCAAUGACUGAGCCCAUUGUGAACCUGGAGGGACACAGUAAAAGAGUGGGAGUCCUGGCCUGGCACCCGACUGCUUUCAAUAUCCUCCUGACUGCAGGCUGCGAUAAUGUCAUUUGUGUGUGGAACGUGGGCACCGGGGAGCUCGUGUACCAGCUGGGCGACUCCCACCCAGACCUGAUUUACAGCGUCGGCUGGAACAAGGACGGCAGUGCCGUCUGCACCGUCUGCAAGGACAAGGCUCUGCGCGUCAUCGACCCGCGAAGGGGCACCGUCCUCAAGAUGAAGGAGAAGGUCCACGAUGGCACCCGGCCUAUGAGGGCCGUCUUCCUCUCCGAUGGGAAAAUCCUCACGACGGGCUUCAGCCGUAUGAGUGAGAGACAGAUGGCCCUGUGGGAUCCGAAUGAUCUCUCUGAGCCAAUGGCAGUCCAGGAGAUGGACACAAGUAACGGGGUCCUUCUACCCUUUUACGACCCUGACACAAACAUGGUCUACCUGUGUGGAAAGGGGGACUGUACCAUCCGGUAUUUUGAAGUGACGGACGAAUCCCCGUACGUCCACUUCCUCAGCUUGUACAGCAGCAAGGAGCCCCAGAGGGGGGCCGGCUUCCUGAGCAAAAGAGGCGUCGAUGUCAACAAGUGCGAAAUUGCCAGGUUCUACAAACUGCAUGAAAGGAAAGUGGAACCCAUUUCGAUGACUGUCCCACGGAAGUCGGAUCUGUUUCAGGGAGACCUUUACCCGGACACGGCCGGCUCCGAGCCGGCUCUCCUGGCCGAAGAGUGGAUCGCCGGGCAGGACGCUCCGCCCCUGUUGGUCUCUCUGAGCGGCGGCUACGCGGCUCCUCCAUCCAAGCACAGAGACCCCCUCCGAAGCAAACCCAAGCUCGUCUCGCAGGACCCCUGGGCCGGCCCGCCCGGCAACGCGGCCGCGCCGACAUCCGGCUCUGCCGCCAAAGAGGCGGAGGACGAGGCCCGGGCCCCAGUCGCCGCGCGGGAGACGGAUGGAAAUAGAGAGAGGCCAAAGAGAGAGGACGAGUUGUUGAACGAGCUGUUGGCAGAAAUGAAGGCAUUGCGCGCCGUCGUCCUCGCUCAGAGCCAGAGAAUAGAGCUGCUGGAAAGACAGCUGGCUCGGAUCGAGGACGAGGAUGUAUGAGCGAGGCGGAGAACCACUACAUUCGGAGGGCAUACUUACGAAAUCCAGACCGUAGCCGUACUAUAAUCAACAGUACCUUGAGCUGUGUGAGAGUGUAGUGCAGGAUGCCGACUAGCUGUGGAUCACAGUGGCUUACGAGACGACUCAUUAUUUCUGUGAUGGUUUUCCAGACCGAUUGAGGAAGGGCGUCAUCUCCGUAGAGUGAAUUCUGACAGUGAGAUAAUGAUUUGGGUUUGUUUUUUUCAUAUGAAAGGAGUAUUGUAGCAGCUAUUUUGGUGGCACAUAUAGUGCAACUUUGAGCUUUUGCAAAAAUCCCCACACUUAUAUUGAAGGGCUUGGAAAGGUGUUACAAUUCCACGAAAGUUAAUGCACAAAGUAUUGAUUUAAAAGCAUUGUGUUUAAAAUGAAGGAUGACAUAAAAUGGCAAAGCAAAUGAAGUCCUCCGACAUGAUUUUCUUUCUCUAAAGCACCCACAAAUAUAACCAUUAGGGCUAUUUAAUCAAGUAGUGGAAGCUGCUAAACUGUGAUGUCAUAUGAGGCCCCCCAAUUGUUAUUCAUUGUGUGACUUAUGCUUUGUUUUACUGCUUCAUUAUAGGACACCAUGUGGAAAUGUAUUUGUAGACAAAAAUAUGGUGGUACACAUACCAUGACCGUGAGAGUUAUGUGGCUGAUAGCCGGCGGGAGUGUAGCUGAGUAGUUUGUGUGUAUCGUGAUUGUGUGUCGUCGAUGAAAAGGUAGCACUUGUAAUUUUCUUUUUUCUUUUUACACGUUUUUUUCUUUACGGUUUCUGUAAUACGGCAUAGUGCUUGUCCACAUAAUCAUAAAUACCCAGUCAUACUGGCCUCUUUCCUUCAUACGACUCGUGUAGAAAGGCUGCAGUAUCUUGUGCCCCCCUGUAAGCUAAAGUAAGAGUUGUCUGGACACGGCCUAAAUUAUGCUGUAUACAAUACAUGCAAAUAUGAUCUAGCAUAAGUAACGGUGCAGUCUUUCAGUUUCUCUGAAAUGUGAAGCAUUUCUUCAAUUCGAUUAUAUUGGUGAUGAUGGAUCUUCUUUUUUUUAUGACUUUUUUUUGGGUGUUUUUUGCCUUUUACAUUUAGAGACGUUUUUCUGUUCCCUCUCUCUCGGUCGAUGAUCGUGUGACAACGGUACAUUCCACUUCAAGCUUCUCCCUUUUAUUACUUGCUUAAUAUUUCGUUAUGCACUGACCUCCCAACACUAACUGUAAAAACAGUAGCAGAUUAAAUGAGACUACAUUGUGAAAGAUUAAUAAACAUGCAUUCCUCCUUUGUAUUAAAGGAAAUGUUCUGAUCACGA
Molecule: messenger RNA, 3316 nt
Organism: Pseudoliparis swirei
Lineage: Eukaryota; Metazoa; Chordata; Actinopteri; Perciformes; Liparidae
Gene: coro1b
Product: coronin, actin binding protein, 1B
Exons: 11
Coding region: 494-2002 (502 amino acids)
Biological process (GO): actin filament organization; cell migration
Molecular function (GO): actin filament binding
Source: RefSeq, a predicted model, not a curated record